GUUAUCCCGACCGUUCCUUCUUUCGAAGGAAAAUGCGGCGCCUAAGGUUUCCUUAGUUACUAUUUUCAAGAGAAAUGGAAAUACCCAUCCGCAUAUACGUUUCACUCCUGAAUAAACCAAAACUGUCAUGAAUUACGCGAAAGGAAUUGUCGAACGAAAAAUUGUCUUUCUCAUGAUGAAGAUAUAUCGUAAGAUAUAUCGAUCACGAUUAGUAAUCAUAGAUGAAUCAGCGAAGACAUCGCACAAUCAUACCGUUAUUCAUGACAGAUAAAAGUUACAUGUGAUAACUGUCAAUAUGUUACUAUUUGACAGGAGAUCGUCGAGAACGGUUUAAAUAACGUCGGGUUAUGGUCGUGCAAUUAAGUGACGAUAAAGUGCGAACUUACAUCUGAAAGAAGAAUGGAAAUGGAGGUGAUAUGCAUUUCUUCUGACGAUGAGUCAACGUCGCAAAAGGAGAACAAGAACAACCGGUUUGUACCUGCUCCUACAGUGAUCUGUAAGACCUCAAGUGUUCAGAAGGUGGAGAUAUUGUCCAGCGAUGAGGACAAAGCAGAAGGGAACAAGCUAAAACGGAAAAUAUCGCAGGUAAAUAAAGGAGAGACUUGCAAUAAUAACAUAGAGAAGAGAAAGAAGUUGAGUACGAGUCAGGAUACGUGCAAAGUGCCGAACAAGAGGCCCGUAUCUGCCAGUAUCUCAAACUCUGUAUCGGAUGGCGUUACGCAACUGAGUAAUAACCACCAGGAGAUGACUGUGAAGAAACCAAAGUUGAUCGUGAAGGAGAAGAAGAAGAUAUCUUACGUCGAGCAUGAUAUAUUUCCACUGUUCAUAAGCCUGUGUCUGCAGAAGAGCCAGAAUGGCAACGAGAAGGAAGACAUGGAGAAGAUUGUUACUAGGCUUAAGCGUCACUACGAGGACAUGGAUCCAGUUUACGCCAAUUCAAAGAGCUUCACCUCGUUCCUAAACGAGAAGCGUGAAGCCAUGGCGAAGGACAUCAGUAAAACGUACGUGUACAUAGGGGAGGUGAUGAGCCAGAUAAAGAGCAAGAAGUCACAGGCACUGCCACAGAAUAGCGAACACUACGACGCGGUUCCUUCCACGUCUUACGCCACGUCGAACCAUGCGGUUAAUAACGCGGUAGAGGACGCGUCCUCGGACGAUGAGGACGAUAACGAGGGCGCCGGGAGCCCUCGGACAAGAAGGAAGAUCAAGCAAGUACAGAACGCUAUGGCAAAGUGCGAGAAAAGGAUAAAGAAACUGGAGGAGACGGAGGUCGACUUUGAGACCGAGAACGACAGUACUUACAUACAAGUGGAAAGGUGGAAGCGGAGAAUGGUGGAGUUGUUUAAUAAACUGUGCGAGUUAACGGGGGACAAUGCUGACGCGGGCCGUGCAUACCUGCGCCCCAAACACUUCAGCACAACCCGCAUCGUCGCAGUGGAUCAAGCGAUAACGAAUUUCAUCAACGCCAAGAUCACCUCGCGGAAUAACAUGAAAAAGAUAGGCACCCUUAGGAACGACCUGAUAUUUCCGGAUUACAAGGACAUCCUGAGCUGCGUCAAUAGGUGCAAUGGCAAGAAAAACUUGGGCUUAGACGAAAAAAAGCAAAGGCAAAUGGCGAAAAAAGCGUUUUUAGAAUUAGGGGAGUAUCUACAGCGAGCAAGACACAAUGAUUAUUGGGACACAUUUUCCUUGUUUCUGGAGGACGCGGAAGAAGACCCGGCAAUGAAAGACCAGGAUUUAGCGAGGAAACUAACUGAGAGUCGCGCCGAGGGUGACAAAAGAUUGUCUGCCGUGUUCGAAAAAUAUACAAAGAAGCAAGAAGAAAUGAAGGAGCAAAACGAAACGAUGUCGGAGGAAGAUGAAGAGGAGGACGAAGAGGAGGAGGAGGAGGAGGAGGAGGAAGAAGAGAGUAUUAUAGAUGACGAAGAUAAGAAUAAGGAUCACCUGUCUAUAUACAGUAUGAGCGACGACGAGAACGAUGACGAGAAAAAUGUAGAUAAAACGCUUAAGGAAAACGGACCGACGGCAGAGAAGAGUAAAAAUGGCACGAGUCUCGUAACUGACGAUCGGAAUACAGGUCAGAGUUCAAAUCGGAAGACGGACAGGGUUGGCCCAAGUGUAAGUACGCCGAAGACGUCGCAGAAGGAAUGUAACAGAAAGGUAACGAUAGAGACUUCCGUGAGGGAAAGCAAAACGACGAUGUCCGAGAAUGGGCAUAAAUUAGCGAGCGAGAGGGCGACACGCGAGCAGGACGAUGCCGCAACAACGAUGAGAAACGUCUACGCAGGCACAAAAAAGCAGAAUGACGUCGUCUCGUUACCAUCCUCUUCUGCCGCGGCCAACUGCGCGAGUAACAUUAGUAGCGUUGAAGAAGAUCUAAACGAGGUGAUAACGGAAGAGAUAACAGAUCCCGUAACAGAGACUGUCGAGGAGCAGCUAGCGGACGUAACUGAUCCAGCGGAGUCGAGAACGGAGGAGACUGCGCCGCAAACGAAGACGCAGUGCCGGGCGAAAGCGAUAACGGAAAAUAAGAUUGGAGAUACAGCGAGAGACGAGACGGAAAUGAUAUUGGAGGACGUGAUGGAGGUGAUAGAAGCGGACAUGAUGGACACAACGUGCGGGAACGUUGUCGUAUCCGCAGAUAAACAGCUGGAAGAGGAGAAGUCGAAAAAGCCUUGCUUUCUGCGAGUGUGUUCGUUCGCUAAACCGCCCACGACCUGGGAAGAUACCCGGCACAAAGGAGAUAAGUCCGCCGGUCAACCGAGUGCUCAACCAAAGGUAACGAACCGAACCAAAGAUGUGAUCGAUCUGACUAACGAGACCGCGACGACGACCGUGACGACGACUGCGACGACGACCGCGACCGCGACAACAGGGACUACGAUGAUGACAACAACAAACGUGACCAAGUCGGUGCCCAUCACGCUCACCAAGUACGGUCUAAAAAUUGGAGAUCGCGUACUGCCGGUGCUGAAACAGACAGUGCUGAUACCGUCGGGGCGAAACAUAAUCAAUGUUCAGAAUAUCACGAACAAUUAUCUGAACGUGAACAAACGAACGGGACAGAUCGUCGCGCCUGUGCGCGACGCUCGCGGUUCCAUGAUAAUUCGACUGCCGUCCGUUCAGAGUGUCGCGAAUCAGCAGAGCCAGGUGCAGAACCAGGUGAACGCCGUCGUUGCGAAAAACGAAGUGCCCUUGAAAGCAAACGACACGAUAGUGCGAAUUAUUCAGCCGAAGCCGCUAAAUAUUCUGCCCAAGAAACCGACAGUGCAACCUGUCGGUGACCAAACCGACACGAGUCCAGCGACGAUGAAGCUCAAAUGACUCGAACAUACGACGAGGAGCGUUCUUCUAGAUCAUUGUUACGUAAAACCGAGUUGAUCGAUCUGGAUGUUAUAUAUAAAAUGUUUCAUAUGUAUACAAAGUGUUUCUAGCUUGAACUCAAAUGUAUUGAUAUUGAAUUAUAAUUCUUAAUAAAUUUUUUUAG
Messenger RNA from Ooceraea biroi (clonal raider ant), 3487 nucleotides. RefSeq names its product Daxx-like protein (gene Daxx). Gene Ontology annotation, molecular function: transcription corepressor activity; nuclear androgen receptor binding; histone binding. Gene Ontology annotation, biological process: regulation of DNA-templated transcription. The record is from RefSeq and is a predicted model, not a curated record. Gene Ontology annotation, cellular component: PML body; nucleus. NCBI's taxonomy places the organism in Eukaryota, Metazoa, Arthropoda, Insecta, Hymenoptera, Formicidae.